CUUUCUUCUGCACACUAGUUUAGCAGUCCUCUCCUCCAUCCGCCUUUCUCUCUCUCUCUCUCUGGUCUCUGAUGUGGUAAGGAGUUAACCACUACUACUAUUGCUUCUUUAACCGCAUGUAUAAAUGAUGACCGAUGACGAGCAGCAGACCACCGCCAUGACUCCUUCCUCUGUUCACUGCCAUCAUCCUCACAACCAUCGGAUGGUCAAGGCCGGAGCAGCAGCAGCAGAUCAACAAGACGAUGACGAAGACGACAGUGGCGAUUAUCUGUUAGGGGGACCGAACCCGACCACAUUCUCCCAACUCCUCUGCUCCAGCGACGACGAUCCUCCUCGUCACAUGAUCAUUGACGCCGCGCAUGUCCAUCCUCCCCACUCUGCUCCUCCUCCUCCUUCGAUGCUCUGCUUUGGCGCCCCUGCCGCUACCACCCAAUGCUGCUCCCACCUCGAGGACGGCGGUGCUCUGUUCUCGCCGCCGCGUCAUCAUCAUUAUCAAGACAACAAUCAUGACGACGAUCUUCUUCUUCCAAACACCGCCCCCGCGGCCGCCACUGCAAAUCCUCCGCCAGCGAGGAAGAGGGCAAGCAAGAAGAGUAAAACAGCACUGGUAAACAACCGUGGCACCACUGCUACCGCCGCUGUACCCGCCUCUCCUCCUCGUGUUCCUAAGGCAAGGAAGGAGAAGGUGGGAGAAAGGAUUGCGACAUUGCAGCAGCUGGUUUCCCCCUUUGGCAAGACGGAUACGGCAUCGGUACUGCACGAAGCGAUGGGAUACAUCAGGUUCCUGCAAGAUCAGAUUCAGGUCCUCUGCUCGCCUUACCUCCUCCUCCUCCAAGAAACCCCAGCUCAGCAGCAGGGGAAGAGGGAGCUGAAGAGCAGAGGGCUGUGCCUGGUUCCGGUGGACUGGACCAUGCAUGUCGCCAACGGCGCCGAUCUUUGGUCCCCUCUCUCCACCACCACGACGGCUCCCACUCCCGCGUUUCCGUGCUUUCCACCACUGCCAGCCUCGUCGGCCGACCAGUAAUUGGAUUUGGAUGAAUGUCUCGGUUCUUUUGUAACCUUUUUUUCCUAGCUAGUUAAAAGCCAGGAGGGUAGUUAGAGGAAAGACGGGGGACCCACUGAGAAAAGGGGAAAAUUGUAUGUAUUUUUUUUUUUUCCCUCGCUGGUGGUCAAAGGGUGCUGUUUCUUUCUUUCUUUCUAAAAUAGUGAAUUUUCCCGACG
Molecule: messenger RNA, 1221 nt
Organism: Linum tenue
Lineage: Eukaryota; Viridiplantae; Streptophyta; Magnoliopsida; Malpighiales; Linaceae
Source: the annotation of a GenBank genome assembly